Aureobasidium pullulans EXF-150 is the source of this 954-nucleotide messenger RNA. RefSeq names its product ARF/SAR superfamily. The record is from RefSeq and is a predicted model, not a curated record. NCBI's taxonomy places the organism in Eukaryota, Fungi, Ascomycota, Dothideomycetes, Dothideales, Saccotheciaceae. Gene Ontology annotation, molecular function: GTP binding; GTPase activity. The transcript is spliced from 4 exons. The coding region runs from base 58 to 609 and encodes 183 amino acids. Gene Ontology annotation, biological process: intracellular protein transport; vesicle-mediated transport. Gene Ontology annotation, cellular component: plasma membrane; cytoplasm.
GCCGCUCCGUCAUAUAACCACCACCCACACGACACUUUUAUCUACAACACAGCCAACAUGGGUCUCACAUUCUCGCGUCUGUUCGACCGUCUCUGGGGAAAGAAGGAGAUGAGAAUUCUUAUGGUCGGUCUCGAUGCCGCCGGAAAGACCACCAUUCUCUACAAGCUGAAGCUCGGUGAAAUCGUCACCACCAUCCCCACAAUUGGUUUCAACGUCGAGACCGUCGAGUACAAGAACAUCCAGUUCACCGUCUGGGAUGUCGGUGGUCAGGACAAGAUCCGUCCCCUCUGGAGACAUUACUUCCAGAACACUCAGGGUAUCAUCUUCGUCGUCGACAGCAACGAUCGUGACCGUGUCGUCGAGGCCCGUGAGGAGCUGCAGCGCAUGCUCAACGAGGACGAGCUGAGAGAUGCUCUCCUCCUGGUCUUCGCCAACAAGCAGGAUCUUCCCAACGCCAUGAACGCCGCCGAGAUCACCGACAAGCUUGGUCUGCACAGCUUGAGACAGCGCGCCUGGUACAUCCAAUCUACCUGCGCCACUUCCGGUGACGGUCUGUACGAGGGUCUGGAAUGGUUGAGCAACUCGCUCCGCAAGGCUGGCCACCAGUAGACAAUAUCCCCAGCUUGAACCUUGUGUCCGUUUUCUGCCGCGCCUCAAUUCAUGUCUCUCAACCUCUUUUCCUCUCCGUCUCUUUACGAUCGUGGACCUCCUAUUCUCCGGCCCUUCAUACACACGGGUAUCUCUGCCCCCACGUGCGACCACAACUUCGAUACCAAACCUCACAACAAAGUCAACAGAAAAGCGAAAAACAAGAAAAUGGAAAUGACGAGAAAAAGAGUGUCACGAUGAGAAGCACAAUGACCUCUUUUCGACGACCUUUCCUCAUCGUCGACGAAAGACGAGAGAGGGCAAGGAAAGGGAGAGGGGGACAAAAAACCAACCCAGAUGUUGAAU